AUGAAAGAAUAUUUGUACAGAAAGAGCUUAGAAGGCAAAGAACGCCUUCUCUACGAGAACAAGCGCAAGAUUAGAGAAGCUCUGCAAGAGGGAAAAACGAUUCCCACUGAGCUUCAGAAUGAAGAGGCGGAGCUUCGUCGAGAAAUCGAUCUCGAAGAUGAGAACACUGCUGUACAAUUUGCAAAGGAACUGAAACUUGUUUUUCCUAAUGCACAACAAAUGAACCGUGGUGGUCAGGUUAUUUCUGAAAUUAUUGAAACUUGCCGUGCACAUGAUUUUACAGAUGUUGUUUUGGUUCAUGAAAAUCGUGGCGUACCUGAUGGUUUGUUUAUAAUCCACCUUCCUUUUGGUCCAACGGCUUUUUUUGAACUGCGCAAUGUGGUUACAAGACAUGACAUCAAGGACAAGAAAGCUAUGGGAACCAUGCCGCAGGUUUAUCCACAUGUGAUUCUUGACAAUUUCACGACUAAGGUACUAUCAGGUACAGCAAAUAUUUUGAAGCAUCUCUUUCCAGUGCCAAAGCCAGAUACAAAGCGCAUAAUCACUUUCGCCAAUCAGUCAGACUAUAUUUCAUUCAGGCAUCAUACUUAUGAGAAGCAUGAAGGUCCUAAAUCCAUUGUUCUGGAGGAGAUUGGUCCUCGGUUUGAAAUGAGGCUUUUCAAGAUAAAGUUGGGAACACUGGAGCAGACUGAAUCCCAGGAUGAAUGGGUCUUCAAGCCAUACAUGAACACAGCGAAGAAACAGAAGUUUAUAGGGAUUUGAUGUGACUCGAUAAACUUUUUGGUGUCGUCAUAAUACUGUCAUGUGGUGUUACUGAUUCAUGUAAAAACACUUAAUUUUGCUUUUAUUAAUACAAUAUUGUCUACUCAUAUUAUAAUAUGUGAAUUUGUAACAUGACGUCAAACGUGUAAAAA
Prunus persica (peach) is the source of this 914-nucleotide messenger RNA. Its product is annotated as U3 small nucleolar ribonucleoprotein protein IMP4. Gene Ontology annotation, molecular function: rRNA primary transcript binding; snoRNA binding. The transcript has 9 exons. Gene Ontology annotation, biological process: rRNA processing. NCBI's taxonomy places the organism in Eukaryota, Viridiplantae, Streptophyta, Magnoliopsida, Rosales, Rosaceae. Gene Ontology annotation, cellular component: nucleolus; Mpp10 complex; small-subunit processome. The coding region runs from base 1 to 762 and encodes 253 amino acids. The record is from RefSeq and is a predicted model, not a curated record.